AUGGUAAGAAUUAUGCUGAUCUCUAAACCUGACUUUUUACCUUUGGUUUUAGCAAUAUUUGCCAAAUUAAAUAGUACACUCAACCAUGUGUCUGUAAACAACAUAGGGACUGCUGAUAGGGACUCCGUGGUGUCGGAAACUUUCACAUAUGCCAGUUUGUGCAACACAGACCCCAUUCCCUCACUACAUGCAGUGCAACCUAGUGUCUGCAGCUCCAAAAAGAAAGCAAGCUUCUGGAACUUCCUUGAAUCUGUCAGCUGCGACAUCAUAUGUGGCUGUGAAACGUGGCUAAACCCAACAAUAUAUGAUGCUGAAGUUCUUCCAACUAACAUCAACUACACCAUACACCGUAAGGAUAGACCUGAUAGCUAUAGAGGGAGCCUAAUUCUUAUUAAGGACAACAUUGUCAGCGAACCAGUCGAAGUCAACACUCCAUGUGACAUCCUAUUCCAGAAAAUUAAAUGCAUCAAUAAAGAGACCCUCAUCAUCGGCUCAGCUUACAGACCAACUAAUAAUGAUGAAGAAUAUUCAAGACAUCUAUUCAAAGCCAUCUCACACAUCUGCAAUAAAUUUAAAAAUGCUACUAUUUGGAUUGCAGGUGACUUCAAUCUACCAGAUAUUAAUUGGUCAAACAACGCAAUCAAUGGACACCAAUACAGGAAAGCAAUAAAUGAACAAUUUCUUCUCCUAGAACCUGAACUAGGCUUCACACAAAUUGUUGACUUCCCUACAAGAGGCGACAAUAUACUUGACCUUUUCCUCACUAAUCGACCACAACUUGUCAACCGCUGUACAACAACCCAAGGGAUAAGCGACCACCACGCCAUAUUUGUUGACACCAACAUGUGUGCCACACGUAUUAAACCAACAAAGCACACCCUGUACAUGUGGGGGAAGGCCAACAUCAAUACCAUUAAAGAAAAAAGCAAAGCCUUAUCAGAUACCUUACAAGAGAAAAUCAACCCAUCUUCAGACAUUAAUUACAUCUUGACUUUUUUCAAAAAUGGCUGCCAAAAGAUCAUUGAAGAUGAAGUCCCACAUCGCCAAAGUGCUCAAAGAUUCAAUCAGCCAUGGAUCAACCGGGAUAUAAGGCGAAUUACCAGACUGAAACGAAGGUGGUUCCGGCGUGCCAAGAACUCAAACUCCACUUCUGACUGGUCAAAAUAUAAAGAUAUCAAAAGGAAAGCCCAGCGCCUAAGCAGAUCUGUCCACGAUGCCCACAUAUCAGACAUGCUCCAGCCAGACCAUUAA
This is a messenger RNA of Ruditapes philippinarum (Manila clam), 1251 nucleotides long. RefSeq lists its product as uncharacterized. Gene Ontology annotation, molecular function: catalytic activity. Bases 1 to 1251 code for a protein of 416 amino acids. The record is from RefSeq and is a predicted model, not a curated record. NCBI's taxonomy places the organism in Eukaryota, Metazoa, Mollusca, Bivalvia, Venerida, Veneridae. The transcript is spliced from 2 exons.